AUCUGUUCACCCACCGAAAACAGACGAAGAAGAAACGUCACCGGAGUGACUCAGGUGUUUGACAGGGAUCAGACCGUCAUAUCCGAUCAUGAGUGUCCCGUGCUCUGUGAGAACGGUGGCCAGAAGUUUCGCCGGUGGAUCAGGACUGUUCAGACCAGCUGUUUGCUGUUCAUGUAAAGACACAGUCACACGUUUCAGAAAAAUGUCAUCAAGGAGACAGACUGACCAUCUAGAGAUAACUGCUAGCGUUCAUAGACAAAUGGAGCUUUUCUCUGCACGUGUUAGUGACAUUAUGAAUGAAUCUGAUACAGUAAAGAGUCUGAGACUGGAGGUACCACAUCCUGACUUCAGCUUCCGUGCUGGGCAGUGGGUGGAUUUCUUCAUCCCAGGUGUGGAUACAGUGGGCGGCUUCUCUAUUUGCUCGAGUCCUGGUCUGCUGCAGAGAGAGGGAGUGAUUGAACUGGCCGUCAAAUACACACGCCAUCCUCCAGCACACUGGAUUCACACCAAAUGCUCUGUGGACUCUCAGGUAGCUGUGAGGGUGGGAGGUAACUUCUACUUUGACCCUCAACCUUCUGACCCUGUGGUGGACCUGUUGCUGAUAGCUGGUGGUGUUGGCAUCAACCCUCUGUACUCCAUCCUGCUGCAUGCAGCUGAUCUGCUCAGACAGACUCAUGGUCACAGGUACACUCCAGGGCGCACACACCUGUGCUACAGUGCCAAGAACACCAAAGAGCUGCUCUCCAAGAACACCAUUAUUGACAUUUGUCACGAGCGACUAGAUAAAUUCUCCUGCGAUUUCCAUGUUACCCAGCAGAGCUCUGACAUAGAGCAGGAACUUCAGCCUUACACCAUAAAUGGAAGGAUAUCAGAAAAGGAACUUCAGUGCUAUGUAGAUCCUGAGCACACAUUGUUAUCUCUGUGGCCCUCCUCCUAUGAUAGAGAAAGUGAGUUCAGACCUGAAGAGAGUCGGCCUGUCGGAGGACAAAAUCCUUUUUGAGAAAUGGUGGUAGCUCAGAUAUUCACAGCGAUGGAUGCAUCUGCAUCAUCAUAGAAACUGACUGUAAUGGCAAUGGACCAGUAAUGCCUUUGAGAUCAGUUGAAACGCACAACAGACGCCGUGUCUGCAUUCUCCACAUUUAAACAGACAAUUAUCCAGACUCUAUGCCCUAUUUUUGUUAUACCUCAUUUUAAAGUUACUCAACCAAUUGACCGUAACCAGCGCUGUAAUGCUGUACAUUAUAGUUCAUUUGCUGGUUAACGGCAUAGGCAUCCUGCUUCAAAGGCAUGAUGAAAGAUUGCUCACUCAGAUUGCACUGGGUUUUUAGAGAUCUGUGUAUAAUUAUGUAUGUUGUUUGCAUUUUAGAACACAUAUUUAUUCAUUAAAAACCUUUAGGGGCAUAGAAAUCAAAAGAGAUAGUUCACCCCAAAAUGAUAAUUCUGUCAUUAAUUACUCAUCCUCAUGUCGUUCCAA
Messenger RNA from Sinocyclocheilus anshuiensis, 1474 nucleotides. RefSeq names its product oxidoreductase NAD-binding domain-containing protein 1-like. Gene Ontology annotation, molecular function: oxidoreductase activity. Gene Ontology annotation, cellular component: mitochondrion. Lineage: Eukaryota; Metazoa; Chordata; Actinopteri; Cypriniformes; Cyprinidae. The transcript has 8 exons. The record is from RefSeq and is a predicted model, not a curated record. The coding region runs from base 89 to 1000 and encodes 303 amino acids.